Pelobates cultripes (western spadefoot toad) is the source of this 24629-nucleotide messenger RNA. Lineage: Eukaryota; Metazoa; Chordata; Amphibia; Anura; Pelobatidae. The record is from the annotation of a GenBank genome assembly.
CAAUCUCCAACUCUAUGGUAUUCUCUGUGCUGCGUGCGCACCGUGCCCAAUCUCCAACUCUAUGGUAUUCUCUGUGCUGCGUGUAUUAGCUGACGUUCGUGCCUAAUCUCCAACUCUAUGAUAAUAAACGCUCGAUCCAAGAUUUGUUCUUCCGGGCGGUGACCUACGCAAACCGGAAGUAGAAGACAAGCGCUCAGGAUCCGAAGAAAGACCAUCGAGCGCAAGCUGGGCUGCUGGGGCGAACACCUGGAAAACGUGAGCACAAUAAAUAUUCACCAUAAUUGUUAAUCAAUUAUCUCGUAAUUCAGCGCUCCUUACUGGACAUGAACACCGAGCACACUAACAGGAGCCAUAGCAAACCAUGUCACAUGUGACUAGCUAUGUACUAACAGCUAGGGCUGGCGUGAAAUGUAUCGACAGCUCGGCAAUCCGCCUCAUACUAUCACUGUGUGUAUAUCUAUCUAUCUGUCAUUACACUGACCCCAGCUGACUGCCUGUGCCCCUUUGUAAUACAUACAUUACAUAUACUUGUUACAUUUCUAUCUGUUACUAUGUAGGGAUGUUUGGUUAAGUUGGAUUUUGCAGGGCGGUAAUUACUUUAAUUGUGCAACUAGUAUGCAAUUCUCUAAUUUCUAAUAUUGUACAUUUCCCACCUACUACGAAUCAGAUUUUAGCUUUUUCUUUUGCAUUCCCUCUUCUAAACAGCCUGAAUAAUAUGUUUUUAGUGAGCAGCGCAGGUCUUUAUUAUUUCUUAAAACGGGUACUGAUGAUGAAAAUACAGUUUAGAGCAAAGUCUCUAGCCUAUAGAAAUUUCUGAAUUGGCGAUUUCUCCUCUCCCCCCCUCCCCCCCACUGUUAAAUUGUUUGUCCAAAAAUAAAUUGCACUAUAUUCUAGCCAAUUCCUUAUUCUGGUAGCAAACUAGUGAAAGAUCUUGUGAUAUGACAAUAAUUAUUCAAAUGUGAGCAACCCUGGAGAAGGACGAUAUGCUAACCAUGUAAAAUAAAACUGCAUGCACUUUUUUUCUAUCCUAGUACUUUGCCUGUAUCAGACCGCUAUGUCUUCAGAUUCCUCCAAGAAGAGAAAGCCAAAAGUUAUUAGAAGCGAGGAAGGAAAGAGAAGCCGUCAUGAUGAACAGGUAAUAUUAAUUUUAUGAAACACUGAUAGGACUGUGCAUUUUUUGUGAACUGUAUCAUUUUGUUAAUAUUCUAUGUGAUUGCCAUGUAGGAGGGGCGAUAUUACAAUGAGGAGGCAGAGGUGGAUACACGUGAUCCUAGAAAGGAUUACCAACUUUACAAGGAUACCUGCCAGGAUUUACAGAGACUGAUGGCAGAAAUCCAUGAGUUAAAAAGCAAAGGCAGCAAAGAUGGGGUAAGUGUGUUACACUAAUGUAUAAAACAUACAUUCAUUGCAAGUGCUGUGGAGCAUCCCAAAACUACCUUAAAGAUGUGAUGUGUAACAACUUGUUGCACUUCAGAGAUGUGAAUACCGUAUAUACUCGAGUAUAAGCCGACCCGAAUAUAAGCCGAGGCCCCUAAUUUUACCCCAAAAAACUGGGAAAACGUAUUGACUCGAGUAUAAGACUAGGGUGGGAAAUGCAGCAGCUACUGGUAAAUUUCUAAAUAAAAUUAGAUCCUAAAAAAAUUAUAUUAAUUGAAUAUUUACAGUGUGUGUAUAUGAAGAAUGCAGUGUGUGUGUAUGAAUGCAGUGUGUGUAUGAGUUUGCAGUGGGUGUAUGAAUGCAGUGUGUGUAUGAGUGCAGUGUGUGUAUGAAUGCAGGGUGUGUGUAUGAGUGCAGUGUGUGUAUGAUUGCAGUGUGUGUAUGAAUGCAGUGUGUGUAUGAAUGCAGGGUGUGUGUAUGAGUGCAGUGUGUGUAUGAAUGCAGUGUGUGUAUGAAUGCAGGGUGUGUAUGAAUGCAGGGUGUGUGUAUGAGUGCAGUGUGUGUAUGAAUGCAGGGUGUGUAUGAAUGCAGUGUGUGUAUGAAUGCAGGGUGUGUGUAUGAGUGCAGUGUGUGUAUGAAUGCAGGGUGUGUAUGAAUGCAGUGUGUGUAUGAAUGCAGUGUGUGUGUAUGAGUGCAGUGUGUGUGUAUGAAUGCAGUGUGUGUAUGAAUGCAAUGCAGUGUGUGUGUAUGAGUGCAGUGUGUGUGUAUGAAUGCAGUGUGUGUAUGAAUGCAGGGUGUGUGUGUGUGAUGCAGUGUGUGUUUGUGUUGCAGAGCCUUGGUGGGGGGUGGGCAUUUUUAUAAAAAAAAAUCUAUUAUUAUUUUAAUUUUUUUUGUUAUAUUAUUAUUUUUUUAUUAUUAUUUUUUAAUUAUUAUUUAUAUUUAUAUAUUAUUAAUUAAUAUUAUUUGAUUUUUUUGUUAUAUUAUUUUUUUUAUUAUUAUUAUUAUUAUUUAUAUUUAUGUAUUAUUCAUUUAAUUAUUUUUGUCCCCCCUCCCUGCUUGAUAUAUGGCAGGGAGAGGGGCUCUCCUUCCCUGGUGGUCCAGUGGCAUUGGCAGUUCAGUGGGGGGGAGGAGGGAGGCUGGCAGAGCUGUUACUUACCUCUCCUGCAGCUCCAGUCAGCUCUCUCCUCCUCCGCGCCGGUCCGUGCAGCUCUUCUCUCAGCUCACACUGUAAGUCUCGCGAGAGCCGCACUAUGACCCCGCGGCUCUCGCGAGACUUACACUGGGAGCUGACCGAGGUGCUGCACGGACCGGUACGGAGGAGGAGAGAGCUGACAGGAGCUGCAGGAGAGGUAAGCGCUCGCUGCCAGCCCCCAGUCUGUAUUAUGGCAAUGUAAAUUAAUGUAAAUUGCCAUAAUACAGACACUGACUCGAGUAUAAGCCGAGUUGGGGUUUUUCAGCACAAAAAAUGUGCCCAAAAACUCGGCUUAUACUCGAGUAUAUACGGUACAUUUUUGUUUUCUAGAAUGCGCAUCCUUUAGUGAGGCUAAUGAAUAAUCCAAAAUUAUAAUUGUUUUUGGAAAUAAUCUUGCUUGCUGCAGUUAUUUAAUAUUCUAUCAGUUAUUUCAAUGUUUAAUAAUAUCUCCAAAUAUUGCUCUAUGUCAUUAAAAACUUUGUGUGUUGAUAAUAACUCCUUCCUUGAAUCGGGAAGCCAUCCUGGUUGUUAACUUGACUGCCAUGAGAUGUUUCUAAAUUAAUUUGAAAAGUGUCUGACGUGCUAUAGGGUUCUGGAGCGAUAAACCUCAUCUCUAGUAUUAUCUUUUUAUUGAGUAGUUCAAAAUUAUUACCACAAGAAAUGCAGAGCAAAACUGUCUUCAGAACUAAACUUAAUGUAGUGGUUCUGGUGUCUAUGGCAUGUCCCUGCAGUCUUGGCACUUAAUAUCCAGCAGUGGUUUACAUUGCUGGAUAGUAACAACUCUAGUGACAGUCAAUCAGACGGUCACUAGAGAUGUUUCCUAGUCUGUGCAUGGAGAUGCUGAAUGCUCCCGAUGGAUAUGCAUUGAUCCAAUGCGUCUCUGUGAGGAGAUGUUGAUUGACGCAUCAUGGUAUUUUGCAGGGCAUGCUCAAUACCCUCCCAGUGCUUUCCUAUUGGAAAGCAUGGGAUUGGUUUAGAUCGUCAAGACUGGUCAUCUCAGCUGUAGCAAGACCAGAGCAGCGCUGGAGAAAAGGUAUGUAAAUGGCCGCAAAAAAUAAUCGUAAUCUAGCGCCCAAGAAGUCUUCUCUCUGCAGCCCCUCUGCCAGUGGUAAGAUCAAAAUGGUUGCGAUAGUAAAUCAGAAGCUUAUAGUUUUUACAGCUGUAAAAACAUAGACUUUUAUUAUAACAUCAAUAAAAUAUUAAAUUCACAGAUCUGGGCUUCAAUAGUCCUUAGCUUAGGUCAUAUGACCAUUAUACGGCUGGGUCGGACCAUUAAUUGGAAGUAUAUGUAAAAGUUUUAAUGAAAACUGAUGCCACAUUAUUUUGAAAUACCUAGAAGAGACGGGUCCUGUUUUUUUGCUACAAUAGUUUUACAGUUACAAGCUCGAGAAUCUAGAAAACACUUUGCUCGGUGCUUAGGCACUGUCUUCCACUUAGCAGUUUGGAAAUGUUUCUUACCUCCCUUUGCUUGGGAGAUCAUUGGUCUGCUACACACCUACCACUGCCUACAGGAAAGAACAGAAUACUGACAGGUUCACAAUAUGUCCUAAGUUAUAUUGCAGUUACUUAUGACACCAUACUAUGAAUAUAUGACACAAAGGUGUUAACUCAUCGAGAACAAUUUCAGGGAUAGUGUUUUUAAAAUAAAGUAAAUUUAAACAAAUGUUCCCGUUUGCUCCAGAAUUACAACUUCAGAUUUUGUGUUUUCUAAAUAACUCCCAAAUGAGUUCAUGCAUCGAAGACAUUGCAACUUGCCAACAAGUAACUUGGCUAGGGACCAUUAACCCCUUAAGGACCAAACUUCUGAAUAAAAGGGAAUCAUGACAUGUCACACAUGUCAUGUUUCCUUAAGGGGUUAAAGGGACACUAUAGUCACCAAAACAACUUUAGCUCAAUGAAGCAGUUUUGGUGUAUAGAACAUGUCCCUGCAGCUUUACCGCUCAAUUCUGUGCUAUUUAGGAGUUACAUCACUUUGUUUAUGAACCCUAGUCAUACCUCACUGCAUGUGACUUGCACAGCCUUCCUAAACACUUACUGUAGAGUCAUCUAAAGUGUAUCCUUUCUUUAUUGCAAGUUCUGUUUAAUUUAGAUUUUUCUUAUCUCCUGCUAUGUUAAUAGCUUGCUAGACCUUGCAAGAGCCUCCUGUAUGUAAUUAAAGUUUAAUUUACAGAGCUAGAGAUAAAAUUGUUUAACCCCUUGAGGACACAUGACAUGUGUGACAUGUCAUGAUUACCUUUUAUUCCAGAAGUUUGGUCCUUAAGGGGUUAAGGUAAAUUACAUCUGAAAGUGAAGCCAAUUUUUUCCCAUUCAGGCUGUGUCAAUCAUAGCCAGGGGAGGUGUGGCAAGGGCUUCAAACAGAAACAAAGUGAUUUAACUCCUAAAUGGCAGUGAAUUUAGCAAUAAAACCUGAGAGGCAUGAUCUAUACACUAAAACAGCUUAAUUAAGCUAAAGUUGUUUAGGUGACUAUAGUGUUCCUUUAAGUAACCUGAUUAUUUGUAUUUAUUGUAUAUCUAUAAUAAACAUGAGAUAUAUAUUAGAUAUAUCUGUCUCUAAUACCCAGCAUUAUAAAAUAUUUUCCCCUUUAGGCUUUAGAGAUUGAAGAGCGAAAGAUCCAGAGCUGUGUGCACUUUAUGACUCUUAAGAAGCUAAACCGGCUUGCUCACAUCCGGCUCAAGAAAGCACGGGACCAAACUCAUGAGGUAAUGGUAUUCGUUUGUCUUCACCUUGUUAUUUUUAUUCACAAUCUGCACAAAAUAAGAGAGUAAUCUUGCUUCACAGAAACAAAAGUAAUCUGCUAACCCCAGAUAUAGUGGACAGGCCUGACUGGAUUAUCUUAUUUUGUACGUUCAUCAAAAGGUGGCAAUGUAAUCAUAUAGGAUCUUGCUAAUUUCUCUUGUAGGCCAAGCAGAAGGUUGAUGCCUAUCAUCUUCAGCUGCAGAACCUCCUGUAUGAAGUCAUGCAUCUUCAGAAGGAGAUUACAAAGUGUCUGGAGUUUAAGUGAGUACCUGCCUUCUCAACCCCUUCAACAUCAGCAGCAGCAAACUCCUCUACAAGAACAGGCCUCUAAAACUUCCUGAAUUGUAAUGCUACUUAUAUGUAUCCAGGCAGAAGUUACUUUUUAUUGGAAUGUAGUCUCUUCCAUUUACUUAUAGAAGGCAUUUUAGUAAAGGUGUUCUCAUCUCUUCAUCCUCCAUCAAUGUAUGAGUAGCUUGGGUUCCUGAAAGAAGCAAUUUGGAUUUGUUUUAUUUUUUGUUGUUCAGGUGUAGUAAUAAUGUGAAGAUUUCUUAGUUAAGUUCUUUAUUUCUUUGUAUGAAGGGCAGAAUGUCUGCUAGAAAUAUACAACCCAGUGCCCUCCUUUUCAAGAAUGUCUUGGCAUUUUUAUUUGCAGCAUAUUAACAGUACUAUAAAUUCUCAAUUUUCCAGAUCAAAGCAUGAAGAGAUUGAACUGGUGUCUGUGGAGGAAUUUUACAAAGAAGCACCAGCUGAAAUCAGUAAGGCUGAUAUUACCACAAAUGACCCCCAUCAGCAAACUUUGGCACGUCUAGAUUGGGAGUUGGAGCAACGGAAAAGGUUUGUGGUGACUGCAAGCGUCCAGAAUGUGUAUUGUUUUUUUUUUGUUUGUUUUAAGGCCUUUCACGUACGUUGUCGUGAAUGCUGCAUUUCUCAAAAUGUAUUUUUCUGGCAUCUUUCCCAGCAUAGUCACCUGAACAACUCUAGCUUAAUGAAGCAGUUUUGGUGUAUAGAACAUGCCCCUGCAGCCUCACUGCUCAAUCCUCUGCCAUUUAGGAGUUAAAUCCCUUUGUUUAUGCAGUCCUAGUCACACCUCCCUGCAUGUGACUUGCACAGCCUUCCAUAAACACUUCCUGUAAAGAGAGCCCCAUUUAGGCUUUCUUUAUUGCAAGUUCUGUUUAAUUAAGAUUUUCUUAUCCCCUGCUAUGUUAAUAGCUUGCUAGACCCUGCAAGAGCCUCCUGUAUGUGAUUAAAGUUCAAUUUAGAGAUUGAGAUACAAUUAUUUAAGGUAAAUUACAUCUGUUUGAAAGUGAAACCAGUUUUUUUUUUCAUGCAUGCUAUGUCAAUCCUAGCCAGGGGAGGUGUGGCUAGGGCUGCAUAAACAGAAACAAAGUGAUUUAACUCCUACAUGACAGUGGAAUUGCAGGGGAAUGAUCUAUACACUAAAACGGCUUUAUUUAGCUAAAGUAAUUUAGGUGACUAUAGUGUUCCUUUAAACUGUAUCUAUGUGGUAAACCAAUUCAAAUGUACAUUUGAUAGAAGCAGGAUUUUACCAGUGAUUGCUUUGUUUUCUGUCAAAUACUAUUCUGUCUGUUAUCCUUAAAGAUUACAAUUCUGCCUCCACUAUGCUGCACCGAAAAUACCCUUUUGAGGCAUUUUCUUAAAAUCUUUUGGCAAUUGUCACUAGUUCCAAUGAGGUGACUCCGAGCCAGUAACUUGCUCUGAACAUGUUCUUAGAGAAAAAUAUAGUCUAGUGCCCACAACCAAAAAUGUGUUGUACAUAUUUUUUUAUUUUUUUUCUGUAGGUUGGCAGAGAAAUACAAGGAAAGCCUUGCCAGUAAGGAGAAGAUUUUAAAGGAGAUUGAAGUUAAGAAGGAAUAUCUGAACAGUUUGCAGCCCCAACUUAACAGCAUUAUGCAGGUAAUGUCUCUUAGAAUGUCCAGACCAAUGCAAUUGUCCCUACACACAUCCAGUCAUAGGCACACUCCUCUUCCAAGUCUGAUAAGAGAACAGUGGAGGCGGAAAGCCAAAAUAAGUUUGUUUGAUCAAAUUAUGUGACUAGAUGCGUGUAGGGAUGGUGUUCAUUGGAGAUUUUAACAUUGUAAAAGUGUGUUUAAUCUAUUACAGUAAAUGUUUCCUAUUAGUGGAAUACGUUGUACUUUUCUGCUUUUAAUUUUGUAGAUGCUAUCUGAGGAAUCUAAUUCCCUGGUUAAUCUACAGCACCAGUGACAUCCCUUUUAAUAUAUUAAAGGACCACAAUAGGCACCCAUACCACUUCAGCUUAAUGAAGUGGUCUGGGUGCCAGGUCCAGCUAGGGUUAACCUUUUUUUAAACAUAGCAGUUUCAGAGAAACUGCUAUGUUUAUAUUAGGGUUAAUCCAACCUCUAGUGGCUGUCUCAUUGACAGCCGCUAGAGGGCUUCCGCAAUUCUCGCUGUGAUUUUCACAGUGAGAAGACGCCAGCGUCCAUAGGAAAGCAUUGUGAAUGCUUUCCUACGGACUGGCUGAAUGCGCGCGCAGCUCUUGCCGCGCAUUCAGCCGGAGAGGAGAGUUUAACCCCUUCCUCUCCAUCCAGCCCGGCGGGAGGGGGUCCCUGAGGGUGGGGGCACCCUCAGGGCACUAUAGUUCCAGGAAAACGAGUGUGUUUUCCUGGCACUAAAGUAGUCCUUUAAGUGGUAGGGUUCUAGACUAUUGACAUUUUAUGUGAGAUUCUUGUUGCAGGUUUAUUUAUCUUGCAACAAGUUCACAUUUGUUUGCUACAUCAGCUACACUGUUACAUGGAUAUUUGGACAUUAGGAAUUUUUUAUAUACUUUUGGCACAUACUUUUUUCUUUUGGCUUAUCUUUGCUUUAUUAUUUUAUAGAAGUUUAUUUGCCAUUCUUACUGAUUUUGACACUUAUUUUUAUAUUUAUUUGGUAUUUUAUUGCCCUGUUUGAUCUAAGCUGCUGCUCCUGGUUUAUGAAUAUUUUUUUUCUGUUCAUUUUUGUUACAUCUUGCAAUGUACAUGGUGAAUAUAAUAUUUUUCUACUUGUGAUCUGUUAUAGUAAAUGUAAUAUUUUUCACCCAAUGCAAACUGAAUUUUUUUUGUUUGUUUGUUUUGUUUUCCAGGCUUCACUGCCAGUCCAGGAAUAUCUGUCCAUGCCUUUUGACUGCAUGCACAAACAAUAUGAAAUAGCACGUCACCUACCUGCACCCUUGUACGUUCUGUUUGUCCAGGCCAGUGCCUACAGUCAAGCAUGUGGUGAGUAUCCUUUGAGUGAUGGGCAAUUAGGUGCAGUAUAAGACGGGUCAGAUUUUUGUUCAGGGUCUUUUUUACUUGCUUUGAUGCACUAGUUAGUACAGUAUUUCUCCCAAAUGUUGUUCUCCAGGAAGCAAUAUUUCAUUGUAUCACUAAUUUUAAUACUGUCUGACCCAUAAGCUUAUAAAUAAUAAUGAUAUACGAUUAAUUACAUGAAGAUGGACAUCUUUGUUUGUAAAGUCUUUGAUUUUGCAAACGUGUGUUUUACAUAAACAUUCCUCUUUCUUUUCCUUUCUGUCAUUUGAUCUGUCCUUCAUAUUUACCUCUUAUUCUCUCCUGUGUUGUGUUGUUUUGUUUCCCCCCACCCUCCUCUUUUUGCCUUCAUGUUAGCCCACAUGAAGAGUUAUUCCCAGUACUAUAGGCAGGGUGAGUAAUUCGCUUCUGUUGACCACAUAUUUUGUUUUUAGCUCUGCAUGGUUUGGAUUUCCCAGGAUGCUUACUUAUUGAUCGAUAUUUCUUGGGAGACUUGUCCUGGCUUACUGGAGUAAAAAAAAGAGAUCAGUACUUUCUUACACUGUAUAUGCUUGUUAAACAAUGACCAGCACUCCACUGUCAAUUUGAACAAAAUCAUAAGCUAGAACUAUUAAACACAAUACCCGGUAUAUAUUGCCAUUUUGUUUGCGCACAAAUAUUCAUGAAGAACGUAGGAUUAAGCACCCUGCAGUCUGUGAAACUCUUAGUUCCCUAGCUUGUCAUAGUAAUAUUUUAUUUUUUAUUUUUUUUAUAUAAAUGUCUAGUUCCGAAGUAUUAUGCAUGUAAUCUGUUGUUUCUAAACAACUUCUUCUGCUUCUAAGUGCAGCUAUAUGUAGUUAUGGAUGCGCUCACACACCUUUUAUAACCAAAACAUAACCAUUCAUCAGUCACAAGGUUUUAUAUUCUAUUUAAAUAAGAUCUGCUUCAACCUGAAAGGUAGAUCAUCAGAUAUUGUUGAACCGCUCCCAUGAUGCUUUUCAUGCCUUUAGAAUAACAAGGCAUCAUGGAAGUUGUAGUUUUAAAACAUCCGGGAUCUACCUUUUGGGCACCCCUGCUUUAGUUAUUGAAAACCCGUCAAUGCAAAUAUACACAAUCACUUGUGGAUUUUUUUUAUUUGUUAUAUGAUACAUAUUUUCUUUGGACUUAGGAUUUCUAAAUUUCACCUUCCUUGUAAGGUAUUAUGUUUUCGCCCCCUUCUCUCCAUCUAUCUCUUUCUUUACUUACUCACAGUGUUUUAGCUUUAUCAUAAAUGGCAAACUCCUGUGCUCUGUUUUGUAUAACUUACUGUCUAAUUUACCUAUCCCCUCUUUGUAGACAAGAAGCUCGUGGUCUCCAUUGAAGGGAGUGUGGCAGAAGCAAGAGCUCUGUUUAAACCAACAGAGGAUUCUCAAGGUUAGUGCAUCAGUGUCAGGGGAUAAUACUUCACCCUUUUCAUGCAAUGGAGCAAGUACAGUUGUCCUAUAUUGCUGUAUUAUUGUUUAGAAAGAGCCAACUUUUCUGCAGCACUGUGUAGUGAGUGGACGACACAUACAAGUAAAUUUAGCAAGACCAGUCUGACUUUCAUGAAGAAUAGCUAUUAGAACGCUACUCAAACUUUCAUUUUCUAGAAAGUGGGGUAAUAUUUAACUGAAAUAGCAGUAAAGUGCAUAUUGAACAAAAAAAAAAAUGAACUGGUAUAUUAACGAUAUAGUUCAUAAAAUUAAAGGGUUUCUCCAAUCAUCACCACUACAGCCCUCUGUUGUGGUUAUGAAGCCAAGAGUACCCUGGACUGGUUCCUCAGUCAUGGGGCAGACUGUUAAGGACAGUUUCCUUCCUACAUGGGUCACAGCUGUGGUCAGAAGUUCCAUGGUGGUCCGGUAUGCUUUUGCUUUAUCGCCUGAAAACUGACUGCUCUCCCUCAAAGAUUGACAUUGUUUAAUGAAAGUUGCACAGAACUAACAUUAGCCAACCCAGAGCAUUGGACUGCGCCCAAUGCUGGAGUUACAUCUCCAGCAGAAGAGUGGUUAAACACCAUAUUAUUUAUUUAUAAAAUAUUUUACCAGGAAAGAUACAUUGAGAUUUCUCUCGUUUUCAAGUAUGUCCUGGGUCCACAAAUCAUUGCAUUGUUACAUUAGAUACAACAAAAUACAAAAACAAUAUUAAUACACAAUAUAUACAAAAUUUAACAUAGAACAGGCAGGAAAUAUAUAAUCAAUAGAGAUGUCGCAAACUUCUCGUGAACCGUUCGCGGCGAACUCCGGUCAGCUGACACAUCCCGGCCAAUCUCCGGCAGACCCUCCCACCUCCUGGACAGCAUCCAUGUUGAAGCUGCCUUCAACAUGGAUGCUGUCCAGGAAGUAGGAGGGUCUGGGAGGGAGGGUCUGCCGGAGAUUGGCCGGGAUAUGUCAGCUGACCGGAGUUCACCGCGAACGGUUCGCGAGAAGUUCGCGGACGGUUCGCGACAUCUCUAAUAAUCAACCAUGACACGUGCAUUCUGUUUUGAGGUAUGUAGAGAGGGAUCUCUUAAAUGACUUUAGGCUUAGGGAAGAUUUGAAAUUGUGCGGGAGGUCGUUCCACAAUUGCGGUGCUCUGUAGGAGAAGGAGGAUCGGGCUGCUUUCUUUUUGUAUUGAGGUAGACUAAGUAAAGUGCUUGUACUGGAUCGGAGCUUAUAGAAAGUGGGAACAGCUGGAGAAAGCAUUUUGUUCAGGUAGGGUGGGAGUUUCCCAGAAAAGCUCUUAAAAACAAGGCUGGAAAGAUGAAGGGUGCGUCUGGAUUCAUCAUGUCAUUGUGAAACAUUUCACUUAAGUGAUUUGAUGGGUCUGUGUGUGAUCAUGGUGCUUAGGGCAACCCUUUAAGAAGGGUGCAGACACAGAAAAGACAUAAGUCUUCAGUUAAGUGGCGAUGGCAGGAUGGAACAUAAUUCUUAAUUAGUAAGGAUUUGUAUACUCACACUGUUGCAGAGAGAUUUAAAGGAAAUGACAAGAUUGUUGAAUUGAACCAAGAAAUGUAAGAACUCUCCAGUUCCAUUAUCCUUUGAAUGCUUUUGUAUGCGGCUUUAAAAUAUGCAAACCUGCUUAUGUUAUACCAAUCAUCUCUCUAUACAAUACCAACAAAAUAUCCUUUAUAAUUUAAUUCCCGCAGAUGAUGAGAGUGAUUCAGAUGCAGAGGAAGAGCAGACAACGGUGAGAAAAGAAAAUGCUAACACGCUUAAUACUGACACUAGUAAACUGGCACAUGCGCGCUCUGCAACAAUUAAUGUUCUCCAACAUUUAUUAUAAAUAUAUAUUUUUAACUUGGCAAUUGGAUAUGUUAAUAAUUGGUAAAAGGACACACUAGAGUGCCUGUUGUCUACUGGCGCCAUCUCACUGUUCAGGGAUAAACCCUUUUCUAACAUUUUAACAUGAGGGUCCCCUGCAGCUUUGCCCAUCUCUGAGAAAGUUUGGGCCUGUACAGUGAUGGGCACUAGUGAUUGGCUGAAAGUUGAGUGUUCUGAUUUGCUAUGGCUAAUGCAAAGUUUAGGACAACAGUUUGUUUGUUUGUGUGUGUGUGUGUGUGUGUGUGUGUUUGGGAAUAAAAAAAAGUUUAACACUGUGGUGCGGUGCCGGGUUACUCCUGGCACCAUAACCUCUACAAUGAAAUAAAGAGUGUUCCUUUUAAGGCAAUUCCUGUUAAAUUAUAAUAGAGGUACAAGAAGGCCUGUUCCAGACACAUGGAGCUCAUUGUUCUUUGGACAGAUUUGUUUUGUUGUUGUUGCAUAUUACACAUAAUAUAUUGCUUAGGCACCUUGCAACGGACAGCCAACUGACAACUUAUUAGCAGAGUAAAUUUUAGGCAGGGGAAUGUCAGAUAAAAAGUGGGUGUAAUUAUAUGGCUUCAAACACUUAAAGGUACACUACAGUCACCAAAAUAACUUUAGCUUAUUGAAACAGUAUUUGUGUAAAGAUCAUGCCUCUGAAGUCGCACUGCUCAAUUCUCUGCCAUGCAGGGGCAUGAUCUAUACACCAAAACUGCUUCAUGAAGCCAAAGUUAUUUUGGUGACACUAGUGUCCCUUGAAUGCACCACCAAAUUCUUAUGUUUUGUGCUUGUUAGACCUUCUUCUAAAUUUGAACAUUUAAAUAAUGACUCUUUGAGCUAAUUGUAGUGGUUUUGUUCUUAUAAUUUGAGAAUUAUUUGCUUGAGUACAAAUACAUAUUUUCAUAGCUACCAAUGUAAGUAAUCUUUGCAUAGCUGUGGGUAAACCUUAUUCUAGCUCAUGAGUUGUAAAAUAAUGCAUACAUCUAGAUCAAGUGCUGUCAUUGCUUUUUAUUACAAAUUCACUUUCAAUCUUUUGGAUUAAUUGCAUGUAGAAACGACGCAGGCCAACUCUUGGAGUCCAGUUAGAUGACAAACGAAAGGAGAUGCUUAAAAGACAUCCACUGUACGUCUGCCUAACAAUUAAAUGCAAAGGUAAGCUAUUUGGGGUUCAGGAUACGAACACAAUCUGUAGAUUGUGAUUGCAAUGGUGUCAUUAUCUGUUUCCUUAAUUUUAGAUGGCAGUUCUCUAAAUCUGACUUUCUACUUCCUCACGAAUCUCAACAUCCUUACUGUGAAGGCCAAAAUAUCUUCAGCCUGUGAGCUACAAAGUGCAAUAAGUGCUGGGUAAGAGACCAGUGAGGGAAAAGUAACAUAAGUCAAAAGUCAGUAAUUAGAAGGUGAAAUAUGAGUUAAUAAACAACCUGUUCUAACCUAAUCAUAUUUUUCUUCUUUGACCUUAGUUAUUAAUUUAUGUAAUUUUUGUAUAAAUCAAAGCAUGCUUCUGAUUGAUGAUCAUAGUUCUUGGGGUGUAUUAUGCAGACCUUGAUUCCACUUUCUCCUCUGUUGUGGGCACACUUGUCUUUAAAGCAAAGUCCUGUGCCUUUGCAAAGAAAGAUACUUCCAAAUGUUCUAUGCUGAAUCCAAGUAAUGUAGGGACUGCCUACAUAACGGUAGAUGUACUAUCCAGAUUUUCUCUCUAAUACAGGUUAAUUUAACCACUUCAGGGUGUUUCAUUAUGUCCAAACUCUUACCUGUCUUUAACGUCGUUAAGAUGUAUUGAUACACUGUAACAUUUUGGAGUGAGCAAUGUUACAACCCUGCUUAAACCAGGGAGUCCUGGGUCUCAGUCGAUACCUAGGGGUUAAUUCUGUCGACUGGGGCCACUUUUACUGACCCCAAACUGUGAGAUGCGUUGCAUAAAGCUCUUUUAAAUAGAGAAUCAAUUACCCAAUGAUCGCUAUGUAGUGUGAUCAGGGUUAAAGCCCUGCUAACAGGAGAUUCAGUUAUCAAUAGAUACCUGGGAUUCCUCUGUCAGCUGGGGCAAUUUCUAGGGAGUGCUGCUACAGCCGUUAAAAUAGGCAUUUAUAUGUCUAUUGCUACAACGUGGUCUGAGCAGGGUUUAAGCACUGCUCACACUGGAGACCCAGGUAUCAUUUGAAACUUAAAGCUCCCCUUCAGUACACUAAGGUUGUGGACCUUAGUGUACCCAAGCUAGCCAAUGAGUUAUAUGAAGUGCUCAAAGUGAGCGUGGCAUAUAGCUCUUAAUAUCAAAUGAGAACACUGUGGCUGAGCUGAUUGCAAUCCGCCAAUGAUUCUCAGAUUGGAGCUGCUGGAGAAAGACCCACAGGGUCUCCCUUCAUGCCGCCAUGCCUUUUGUGAUUGGUGCUGGGCUUUGCUUGAUUUCAGUAUUUCAGGGAAGUCUCCCUGUAAUACAGAAAACAUCCAGCAUAUGGCAGCAACAUACCAUACUCUAGUGUUUUACCAAGGAAACACAUCUGCUGACAUCCGUACUGAUGUAGAAAGCAGCACCUUCACAAUGACAGACAACUUCCUCCGUCCUUAAGAGGUUAAUAUUGCAAUGAUGUUGUAAGUAGGAUUAGAAAUGCAUAAAAAGUAUUUCUAAUAGGCUGAUGGAAGCCUUAUGUAUAACCCUACAAUUUUGAAGGGUUAUACAUUAAUGAUGAAAGAGCCACUUUAAAUGCAUAAGUAUUAUACAUUUUAAGUAGUCUGCCAAUAGCAAUUCGAAUAUUUUACUCCCGUAACUUAAAGGCUGGUGUUAAAGUCGUAUAGCAAUAGUAGACCAAUUAAUGAAUUUGAAGGUGCAUUUUGGAGUUUAAAUCUUUUUAAUAUUUUGAGUGCAGGUGUAUGUCACCUGUGUGGAUGUGACAAAUGUAAUUUGUUUUAAUAUGAUCAGAAUCAGUCAAUGAAUAUGCAUUUUCAGUUUUACAUAGUAACUGAAUGUUUUAUCUCUAUCCUCAUGAUAGGGAUCUAUUGAACCCAGACUUAAUUUUGAGCUGCCUCUACCCUGGAGAUGAUGGAAAUAAGACCCCUAACCCUGCCAACAGAUACCAGUUUGAUAAAGUUGGGUGAGUUAUUACGCUGCGUGUUUUUACCUGACACACACACACACACAAAAAAACUGAUCCAGAUUGCCACAUAAUAUAUAUAUUAUUAUUAUUUUUUUACAUUGUAGCAUUAUAUCCCUGAGUGAUUACAUUUCAGAAUUGGGGCACCCCUACCUAUGGGUACAGGCAAUGGGUGGAAUCCAUUUCCCUACAGAUCUUCCCCAGGUAAGACAUUUUCAAUAUAUAGCUUUUGCUGAGUAGAUCCCGUUAAAUGAUAGUUAGAUUUUCUUUGGUGUGGAACAUAUGGGAUGUGUAGUAGUAAAGAGGAAAAAAGUGAAUUCCUUUAUUCAAGCCAACAGGGUAUUUCUGCACCCCAGGUUGAUUUUUCAAGCCUGUGACAUAAAAAUAAAAUUUGAAUAAAAGCAAUGUGAAACAUGCAGUCUGCCCUGGUUGUGGACAGUCAAUCUCUGCAUUCCUUCCGUUUUAUAUGGAAUUUGUUUAGGAAGCCCACAUUUGAUUAUCUGUGCAAUGUCUGUUGCAAAUCCUGCUAUUAGUGAGGAAUUCUCACAAGAUGUGAGUUUUGCAUUCCUCAAGCCUUCUAUUCAGUCAACCAGCAAUGUGUGAGACAAGAACAAAUCAAUUCCUACCUGUUGAAACUAAAAGAGGAACAUGUACAUUAUUUAUUUAAAUUUUUUUUUUUUUUUUUUUUUUAAUUCAAAGUAUACUAGUACAAGAUGUUCUUUACUACUUGGAAAAAAAAAUAAGUAAACUGGACAAAAAAAAAGCAACCCACCUCCCACAACCAUGGAGAACAAAUGUUCUCUGCGUAUCAGUGGUACCCGUGUUCAAGAGUUCCUGACAUUCAGGGAUAUAGGUAGGACAGAGUUAUUGGGUGUCAUCUUCCAGACUUUGAGGUCAAACCAUUUAACAGUUUAAUCCCUUAAUGUAAGAGGGGACCCAUGUCCUCCUCACACACUAACAACUUAAUUGCAAUGAAGUUGUUUUCAUACCUGGAGUGGUUCAUUAACUUUACACUUAAAUAUGUGUAACUUGCAAACCAAGAUUUUCUUUUUUUGAGAGGACAAUUCUGUGCAUGCAUACAGUUAACACACAUUUCCUUCACAAAACCGGUUUUCUCUUUCUGUCUCUUCUCCAAACAGCCAUCAAUCAUAGCGGACAAUGCUCUCAGUGCCAGCCAUAUGGAGAAGACAAUUAAUCUACUGAGGUGCAGAGUGCAAUCCCGCUUGUCUCUGCACCGGCAGUUCGCAUCUUUGGGUGAGUUUCUCCCCCCUCCCCCCCCCCAAAUCUCUGCAUGGUGACUGCAUAGCCAAAUGCUAAUGCAUUCUUUCAUUGGUAUUUCAGAGCAUGGCAGCAUUCCAGUAUCUGCUGAGUGCCAGCACCUGUUUCCAGCCAAGGUGGUGUCUCAUCUGACAAAGUGGCAUACCAUCACAUAUGAUGAUUACUUGGUGGGUAAAAAUAAUUCUGUCAAUGUGGACCUUUUUACUUUUGUCUGUACAUGGCCACUAAAAUUACAUUUAAUUUGUGCCACUUCUGGAAAUGGUCUUUCUGAAUGACACAAUUCUACAUCUUCCUUUGAAAAACUUCUGGAUGAGCUGUAAUGGAACUCAUUGAAAGUCUGUAAUAGCGGUGUGUGGCUAGUCCACAAGGCUUAGCAAAUAAUGCAAGUACGGAAGGGCUUGCAGUAGCUGCAGAUACUAGAUUUGUAUGCUCCCUAAAGGGGGGUGGGACGGGAGGGCAAUAGGUCCCCUGUUCAGUUUAAUAGCCCCGGGGAAGGGGGGCACUGCUCACUGUUUACUAGACAUGCCCAGACAGUAGGGGCAGAAUUUACUAUCACAAGGUAAAUAUCUUUUGUCCUUUUGGUAGAUAGCUUCCUGAUACAUCUGCGGCACGAAUAGGAUCGGAGUUUAAUUCAUUAGAAUGAAAUUCCAAUCCAAACAAAGUCCUGAAUUGCGUCCUAACACGAACUGUUCUCAUUCUGUUAGGGCAAAAUUCUGUAGUUUCGCCAGCAUUCUGUCUAAGUGACAGGAUGUUUGGGAGUACUGACAGGAAGCAUCGCAAGAUCACGGAUCAAAGGUGAGAAUUGUGGGGAAAUUGCUUUGAUCACUGGAAACGAAGCACACUUUGCUCCUCUGCUGGUCAACCGUAGGAAACCAGCAUAAGACAAAGUAGUGCCUACUUUGUCUUAUGUUUUAAAGAAAACUAGAGCAGACAGGAAGAAAUUAAGAAUAGAUCCUGACAGAGGGAGUGAAGAGGAAUCGAUUAAAGAAAGGUAAGCUCGGCAUGACAGUGCUGCUUUAAUUUUAUUCAGGAGGCUCUUGCAGGGUUUAGUAAGCUAUUAACAUAGCAGUAGAUACAAAAUUCAAAAUUAAACAGAAUUUGCAAUAAAGGACUUGUAAACAUUAGAUGACUCUUUACAAGAAGUAAAUAGGAAUUGUUUGUAAGUCACUUGCAGGGAGGUGUGACUAGGGCUGCAUAAACAAAAUGAUUUAACUCCUAAAUGGCAGAGAAUUGAGCUGCGAUACUACAGGGACAUGAUCUAUACACCAAAACUUCUUAAUUAAGCAUAACUUGUUUUAGUGGCAUUAGUGUCCCUUUAAUAACCCUGUCUGUCAAUGAAUUUGUCUCAAUUGGCAUCCUGCUUCUGCAGGAGAAGAUUGAAUGCAGUUUGGGUGCCCGGCAAGACUGUACUUAAAUAGUUUGAUUAUAGUGAGAUGGGACCAGGGCGUUCCUGGCACCAUAACCACUGUAGUGAAAAAGGAUGUGUCUCUGUUGAAAGCAGCUAAUGAUUUAUUUACUGCAGGCACUGCCUUACACAGCUGAUGUCGUAGAGUGUGGAUUAGCACAGGAUAUGUACCAAUACUACUCCUUAAUGAUUGAGCGAGGAACAGGUAUGAAAUAUGACCAAAUUAAUUUUAAACCAUGUUGUAGAUUUCUGCUAAUAAAACAACUUUGGAUUUUGGAUAUGCUAAAGCUCAAUGUGCGCAGUGCAACUAUUUCUCGUGUGUGUUAUAACUUGGGUUUUGUUUUUUUUAUGAAUUUAAUUGAAUAUAUCAUGGCAAAUUUAGGUCUGUAUAAUGUAGGACAACCACCAACGUACCAAUGUUAGAUGCUCAAAUAUACCACAGUCCAUCUUAUGUAAUUGAAAAUUUAAUUUCCUGGCAUCUGGGAUGAUGAAAUGCCUCUGUGUGGGUUUAUAAUAAAGGUCAAUUAUGAUGAGUUCUUACUACAUACAUUUAGUACUUGUGAAAGACCCCGGCAUUCAACCAAUGCUAGCCUCAAAAGCUUACUUUUUUUGUAUGUAUGUUGUUUUUAAUUUUUCUGUUUCUGAAAUAUUUGACUUGUCUUUACAGCCAAAAUGGAGGCUGUAAUUGUUUUGAACCCUGGUUACUGUGCCAUCCCUCCACUUUUCAGACUUUGUCUGCACUGGAAGGGUGAUCGUAGCUCCAGCAAUGAUGAAAAUAUUCGGGUAAGGAUAUACAAUAGUACUGACAUGACAAAAAUACUUAAAUUGUCUGAGUUUUGUUUUCAUAGAAGAUCACCAAGUUAACUUUUUGCAUGCAGAAUGUGAAGAGCCAGUGCUUGGGCCUAUGCAUUACACAGAGUGCUUAAUUCUAACUCGUAUUAACAGUAGUUUAAUUUUUCCAUUGAUCAGCAUGUAAUAGACCUCUAUAUUUUUUUUUUUAUUUUUUUUUUAAUUGCUUUGUCUCUUUCUCAGGCCAUGGAGACUGAGGUUAAUGUUUUCUACAAAGAGCUGUGUGGUCCUUCUCCAGGCUGCCAGCUCUUAACCAAUCAGCUGCAAAGAUUAUGCAUGCUUCUUGAUGUUUAUUUGGAGACUGAACGCCAUGAUAAUAGUGUAGAAGGACCCCAUGAGUUUCCCCCUGAGAAGAUCUGUCUGCGCUUGGUGAGGUAAGUGCCGCUCCUGCACUAUAAGGUUGUUUUUGUCUUCCAAACAUUUUAGAGUGGCCUUUUAUUGUGUCCAGCUUAAGGCACACCUGUGCAAUAAUCAUGCUGUCUAAUCAGCAUCUUGAUAUGACACACCUGUGAGGUGGAUUUAUUAGGAGAAGUGCUCACUAACACAGAUUUAGACAGAUUUGUGAACAAUAUUUGAGAGAAAUAGGCCUUUUGUGUACAUAGAAAAAGUCUUAGAUCUUUGAGUUCAGCUCAUGAAAAAUGGGGGCACAAACAAAGUGUUGCGUUUAUAAUUUUUUUCAGUGUAUGUAUCACCUGUCAGCCUAUUUUUGAAUACCUACAUCAAGUUUAGUACAGUACGGGCACUCAGGGCACUUGAUCUGUAUAAAGGAAAUAAUGAACCCACGGUUCAAAUGUCUCUGUGUAUACACCCGUACAGAACUCCCCCUGGGGACAAAACCCAGGGUGUACCGACAGAUGCCCCACAGAGACCAGUGUACCAAUAUGGGACUCCAGAAAUCCCAAACGGGGCUUAACCCCAAGAAAAACAAUAGGAAAGAUAUAUAGCACAGUGCGGUUCGUCUACCUAUUGUCAUAGGGACUAACCACACAUCUGGAAAUGUCUAUCGCAAUAUAGCGUCUAAUGGAAAAAUAACUAACGACCCAAAAACAAAAAAGUCAAAUAAAGUAUAUACAAAUGUGACUCAAAUUCCAUGCCAGAUAGAGAGGGUAUAUGUGGGGAUAGAAUUAAGCCAUCCAAUAUGCUAUCAAAAACCCUAAAUUAUCUGCUUUAUUAAGUUGUGGCAUUAUAAGGGUGUGAAAAGCAGACGGCUAUCUCCCCAACUGAAUACCCCACUCCAAAUUGUCAAAAGUUAGUAUAUAAAGAAUGCUCACAAUAGAGCUAGUAAAGGUACAGUGGAGAGAUAUACGAUGAAAAACAGAUCAGUAUUCAGUCUAAAAGCAGACUGGUAUUAGCAUUUAGACAAAGCCUCUCUCCCUGUAAAUCUAACUAGACAGGCAUAGGAAAUAAAUAAGGAAGAAAAUAAGUGUUAAGUAUAAAUCAUGGUGCUAAAGUCACCAGUGCUCAUAUGAAAGAUAUGAGAAGGAAAUGCCCGACGUACGUUUCGGUGCUAUAGAGGAGCACCUUCGUCAGGGGCCAACAGAAGACUAGUUAAGGGUCUAUUAAAUACAAGAGUUAUCAGGAGGCAUGGAUGUCUUGGACCAAUAGGGGCUAGGGGUGUACAUACCCAGCUGUGUGUAAUCUCCAAUACCAUGUUCAUGUCCUGGUGAAUCACGGAGUGCGUCUGGGGGCGGGACUAAAUGCCGAACACGUGACCGGGAAUACUGGAUCAUGUGUUUUAGCCGGCCGAACGGAAAGCCGGCAGGGUCACGUCGUGGGCGUCAUUGUGUAUGUAAAUUAUGUGGCAGGUCUCUAUUACGGCUAUAUGUUGCUCCGCCUCUCACAAGUAAGUGGGCGGCUACACAUCAGGCUGGGAGUCGCAUUGAAAAAAAUCGAAGUUACCAAUAUACAAGUAGAGGGGAGUCAGGGACUUGUGUAUGGACAAAGAAGUUCAUAAUAAAACAUCCCUAAAUACCCCCUGAUACACCUAUCAUUGUGUUCUCUAUAGGGUAUAGUACCCAUAACACACUGAGACGGAGAAUAUCUAGAUCAUAAAGGUACAAGGUAAUUGCUCAGAUGUAUCCACUCCAAGAAUUAUAAUCAGCAUUAUGAGCCCAGUAUAUAUAUAAAAAAUGAUAGUAGUGGUUCAACAGGGACUCCUGAAACCAAAUAAUAUUACAGACAGAUAACCCAUAAGGGUAAAUGUUCAGUCCUGAUAGUACAACUCAUUAUGAAAGCCUCCCUAUAGUAUCCAGUAUAUGAGUACAAGGUAGAAGCUAACUCAGUAUAUGGAUUUCCAUAUUCUUAAGAUACUCAGAUGUCUAGAUAUAGAUAUUCCAUAGUGUUCACCUGGAGUCUGAACAUAUAGAACACACAGCGAGGUACAAUUAUCACAAAUGUGUGUAUGGAAUAUUAGAUUAAUAUGGUCGUAAGGUGACAUCCAUGUCUACAAAAAAUAGUCAAAAUAAUAAAAAAAUUACUAAAGGAAAAUUAAUUAGAUAUAUUUACAGAUUAAACACUACACACGCUAUACUACAAAAUUUACAAGUGUAUCCGACAUAAUCAGCUAUUUAAUAAAAAAUAUAAAUACAAACAUAUCGUAUAUGAGUCAAAAGAGAGAGAUGGGGGCGAGAAACAAAGUAUGUUUAGUUGCCACGGUAACUAAGCAGCAAUGAAGGGUGUAUAGGAAAAACCCUCGUUUAACCCAUAUGGUGCCAAUGUUUUGAGUUUAUAAAUCCAGAAACUCUCUCUUUGGAGUAGUUUUCUGUCUAGGUCUCCUCCUCUUGGACCGAGUGUAACCUUUUCAAUGCCACAGAAUUUGAUCCCUGAUGGGGAUCCCCCAUGAAAGAGCUUGAGAUGUUUAGAAAUUGGAGUAUCAAUUGAUACUCCAAUUUCUAAACUUUGUUUCUCGCCCCCAUCUCUCUCUUUUGACUCAUAUACGAUAUGUUUGUAUUUAUAUUUUUUAUUAAAUAGCUGAUUAUGUCGGAUACACUUGUAAAUUUUGUAGUAUAGCGUGUGUAGUGUUUAAUCUGUAAAUAUAUCUAAUUAAUUUUCCUUUAGUAAUUUUUUUAUUAUUUUGACUAUUUUUUGUAGACAUGGAUGUCACCUUACGACCAUAUUAAUCUAAUAUUCCAUACACACAUUUGUGAUAAUUGUACCUCGCUCUGUGUGUUCUAUAUGUUCAGACUCCAGGUGAACACUAUGGAAUCUCUAUAUCUAUAUCUAGACAUCUGAGUAUCUUAAGAAUAUGGAAAUCCAUAUACUGAGUUAGCUUCUACCUUGUACUCAUAUACUGGAUACUAUAGGGAGGCUUUCAUAAUGAGUUGUACUAUCAGGACUGAACAUUUACCCUUAUGGGUUAUCUGUCUGUAAUAUUAUUUGGUUUCAGGAGUCCCUGUUGAACCACUACUAUCAUUUUUUAUAUAUAUACUGGGCUCAUAAUGCUGAUUAUAAUUCUUGGAGUGGAUACAUCUGAGCAAUUACCUUGUACCUUUAUGAUCUAGAUAUUCUCCGUCUCAGUGUGUUAUGGGUACUAUACCCUAUAGAGAACACAAUGAUAGGUGUAUCAGGGGGUAUUUAGGGAUGUUUUAUUAUGAACUUCUUUGUCCAUACACAAGUCCCUGACUCCCCUCUACUUGUAUAUUGGUAACUUCGAUUUUUUUCAAUGCGUCUCCCAGCCUGAUGUGUAGCCGCCCACUUACUUGUGAGAGGCGGAGCAACAUAUAGCCGUAAUAGAGACCUGCCACAUAAUUUACAUACACAAUGACGCCCACGACGUGACCCUGCCGGCUUUCCGUUCGGCCGGCUAAAACACAUGAUCCAGUAUUCCCGGUCACGUGUUCGGCAUUUAGUCCCGCCCCCAGACGCACUCCGUGAUUCACCAGGACAUGAACAUGGUAUUGGAGAUUACACACAGCUGGGUAUGUACACCCCUAGCCCCUAUUGGUCCAAGACAUCCAUGCCUCCUGAUAACUCUUGUAUUUAAUAGACCCUUAACUAGUCUUCUGUUGGCCCCUGACGAAGGUGCUCCUCUAUAGCACCGAAACGUACGUCGGGCAUUUCCUUCUCAUAUCUUUCAUAUGAGCACUGGGCACUGGUGACUUUAGCACCAUGAUUUAUACUUAACACUUAUUUUCUUCCUUAUUUAUUUCCUAUGCCUGUCUAGUUAGAUUUACAGGGAGAGAGGCUUUGUCUAAAUGCUAAUACCAGUCUGCUUUUAGACUGAAUACUGAUCUGUUUUUCAUCGUAUAUCUCUCCACUGUACCUUUACUAGCUCUAUUGUGAGCAUUCUUUAUAUACUAACUUUUGACAAUUUGGAGUGGGGUAUUCAGUUGGGGAGAUAGCCGUCUGCUUUUCACACCCUUAUAAUGCCACAACUUAAUAAAGCAGAUAAUUUAGGGUUUUUGAUAGCAUAUUGGAUGGCUUAAUUCUAUCCCCACAUAUACCCUCUCUAUCUGGCAUGGAAUUUGAGUCACAUUUGUAUAUACUUUAUUUGACUUUUUUGUUUUUGGGUCGUUAGUUAUUUUUCCAUUAGACGCUAUAUUGCGAUAGACAUUUCCAGAUGUGUGGUUAGUCCCUAUGACAAUAGGUAGACGAACCGCACUGUGCUAUAUAUCUUUCCACUUGAUCUGUAUGCAUUUGGUCAAGUGCCAUAGCCUGCUUACUGGAGGUGGUUGCACACCUUUAUUUUUCACCGCAAUUUAUAUUUUCUUCAACCCUCAUAUCUGCACCUUUUAUUCCAUAUGCAGGGGAAAAAAUGUGCUGCUGUUGAAAAAAUAAGAAAUAAAAUGAUUCUUUGGUGUACUUGUGGAAUAAGUUGCCUAUCUAGGUGUUGAUGGUGUUCUGCUAUAUACUAUUCACCAAAAGAUAAACAAGUGCACUUUUUUAUUUGCCCCUGGUCACACCACACGUUAAAUUACAGGUGUGGAUGAAUUUCUCUAAAUUCUACAAAUCAAAGUGGAGUGUAGCUGUGAGCUUGUACGGUUUACAGAGUUAACAGACUUUGAUAGCACUAUAGCAGGUAUAGUAAGUCAUGCUUUCUAGAUAUUGUGUAUUUUCUUACUUAUUUAGCUCUAAUCUCAGUAUACCAUUUUCUAGGAGUUUAUCAUUAUUCAUUCUAGGAGUUUCAUCCCUCAAGGACCAGUUAUUUUGUAACAUUUUGUUAUUUGCAACUUUUUCCUGUAGGUUGCUACAUUGUUUCAAUUCUAUAUCUACUGCUGCAUUUUGGUCUGUUAGUUACUUUUCACAUAAAGCUUGUAUAUCCAAAAUUACAAUAUGUCCGGUUUAUAUAAUGCUAAUAGCUGUAUCUCUUUAUAUGUCUCUGCUAUUUACAAUUUAAUAAUACUCAUUCAUACAUUCCCCUGACCUGUUUGUUUUUUGUUUUCACUUAGUAUGUAUAUAUUUUUCUUGUCUCACUAAUUUAUUUUUCUCUAAUAGAAGUCUGAAUAAAGGUCAUAUCAAAAUAAAUAGUUCAAAUCUCUCUACCUUUUUUAUUUUUUAUUUCCAAUAGGGGACCAAAUCGCAUAAAGCCAUUCAAGUUUAACUACCCGCAAGGAUUCUUCAGUCAUCGCUGAACUCUUGAUUCAUUUGCGUUUUCUCCAGAAUUGUCCAGGAUAGGUCUUUUUCCUGUAAUGCAAUACAUUAUAAAUACCUUUCCAAAGUGUUUAUAGAAUAAAAUGUUUUUUGAAGAAUGACUUAACACCUGAUCAUUUUGUGUUAUGUGAAGAUAAGUUAUUACCUCUGAUAUAAAGAUGUCACUUUUGUUGCUUUUCCAUACUUUGUAAUAAAGGGUCAAUUACCAGAACUUUACAUAAGGUUUAAAGGAACACUAUAGUGUUAGGAAUACACUUUAGUGCUGGAGUGUAUGUUUAGGUUACCGGCCCCCUCUCUGUGCAGUAAAAAGGUAUUUAAGCUUACCUUUUCUCCCUUACAUGCCUACAGUCCAGUGCUUUAUCAUAGGAAAUCAUUUGGGGGCAAAUGCUGCAUUAAGUAGCAGCUCCUUAUUUCUAGCGGGAUGGUGGAGAAACAGGAGUGGCAGGGAAAGGGUUACCUGCAGGAUUGGUAGAUAACAGGGACUGGCAAGGAAGGUGUUCACAGGGAGUGGCAGGAAAAGUUUACCUGCGCAAUUGGCAGAUAACAGGGACUGGCAGGGAGGGGUUACCAGCGUGAUG